Molecule: messenger RNA, 2430 nt
Organism: Alosa alosa (allis shad)
Lineage: Eukaryota; Metazoa; Chordata; Actinopteri; Clupeiformes; Clupeidae
Gene: ntrk1
Product: neurotrophic tyrosine kinase, receptor, type 1
Exons: 17
Coding region: 1-2430 (809 amino acids)
Biological process (GO): nerve growth factor signaling pathway; positive regulation of kinase activity; multicellular organism development
Cellular component (GO): plasma membrane; signaling receptor complex; axon
Molecular function (GO): neurotrophin receptor activity; neurotrophin binding; transmembrane receptor protein tyrosine kinase activity
Source: RefSeq, a predicted model, not a curated record
AUGGCAGCGCGGGCAGAGCGAGCACCACGGGCCCCGGACCUGGCGCUGGUGAUGGCGUUGGUGGCGGCGGUGCUGGUGUGCCAGGCGGCGCCGGCCCAGAGCGCGUGCCCGCCGGGCUGCCAUUGCUUCUUCACCUGGCUGCACUGCCUGGACGGCCGCGCUGGCCUCAGCAGUGUCCCGGCCCUGGUGCUGCAGGAGAGCGAGAACAUCACCGAAAUAGUCAUUGAAAAAGAGCCUGAUCUGAAAAAUAUCACAGAAAUUGAUCUCGCCAACUACAGGGAGCUGAAGAAUCUGACGGUGACAUCUUGCGGGUUGGAAUACAUUUCUGUCAAUGCUUUUCAGCACAACCUCAAGCUCCAGUCUGUGAAUCUGGCUUCAAAUGAGCUCAGACACAUCAGCUGGAAGGUCUUCCACCAUCUUCCCCUUCUGAAUUUGGUUUUGAGUUACAACCCACUGGACUGUUCAUGUGACCACCACUGGCUCCAGCAGUGGCAACUGGGUGGACGUAGUGACCUUGACAGUCAGCCUGUGACCUGUGUGUCCAAUGGGACAGUUACUCCACUGGAGUCCCUGACCAUAGAGAACUGCAGCGUUCCCGAAGUGGCCAUCCAGGCGUUCAGAACGAAAGUGCAGGAGGGAGGGAACCUGACGUUUGUUUGCGAGGUGACCGGCGUGCCCACACCCUCCGUCAGGUGGAACACGGCGCAGCUCCACUCACACUACACCUGGGAGAGGAGACUGUGGGGCUACACUCAAGAGCUGGUCCUCCACCUGGUGAACGUGUCCUCUUGGGACAACCUCCAUAACCUCACCUGUGAAGCAGAGAACAGGGCAGGGCCGGGCAAGGCCAUGGUGCCUCUGAAUAUUGAAUUUGCAGUGAGAAUCCUAUUUCUCCGUGACCCUGAGCAGCAGCAUCACUGGUGCAUCCCGUUCGCGGUGGACGGGAACCCGGCGCCCAACAUCCGAUGGCUGUACAACGGCUCUGACCUGACCUACAACGAGUACACCUACAUGCAGCUCAUCCCCGACUCUGAGGACGGCUCCAUCCUGCACGGCUGCCUCUUCCUCAACAAGCCCACCCACAUAAACAACGGCUACUACACCUUGAUCGUGAACAACACCCUCGGCGCGGACAAUGCCACGACCUGCGGGAAGUUCAUGGAUAACCCUUUUGAUCCAGAGGAUCCAGAGGGUAUCAUUUUUGUCAAACCAACCCCAACCAACCAAUCACCAGAGGAAGUGACAGAGAACUUGGAAAGCAGGGUUUUGGGGGUAUCUCUAGCGGUCGGACUGGCUGUGUUUACCUGCACUUUCCUCCUAAUCAUGGUGCUGGUCAUUAACAAGUGUGGCCAACAUUCCAAGUUCGGCAUCCACCGUUCGUCGGUUCUAGGAACGGAGGACGACCUUGCGGUGUCUCUGCGUUUUAUGAAUUUUGGAGCCAGCCCCCCAUCUUCAGAUGAGGGGACACUGGACUCUGGCCUGUCCAGCUUCGUAGAAAACCCUCAGUAUUUCUGUGGAAUUAUCAAGGACAAAGACAUGUGUGUUCAGCACAUAAAACGGCAGGACAUCGUGCUAAAGUGGGAACUCGGUGAGGGGGCAUUUGGAAAGGUCUACUUGGCAGAGUGUGCCAACCUAAGCCCUGACAGUGACAAGAUGCUGGUAGCCAUAAAGACCCUGAAGGAUGCUAACGAGUCGACACGGCAGGACUUCCAGCGUGAGGCCGAACUGUUGACAGUGUUGCAGCACGAGCACAUUGUGCGCUUCUACGGCGUGUGCACCGACGGCGAGCCCCUGGCCAUGGUCUUUGAGUACAUGAGACACGGGGACCUCAACCGCUUCCUUAGGGCUCACGGCCCUGAUGCGCGGAUCCUUGAUGAGGUGAAGAUGCCCCCGCUGGGCCAACUGACCCUUCCCCAGAUGCUCCAGAUCGCUGCCCAGAUCGCCUCGGGCAUGGUCUACCUGGCAUCCUUACACUUUGUCCACAGAGACCUGGCCACUAGGAACUGUCUGGUGGGAGAGGGCCUGGUGGUGAAGAUCGGGGACUUUGGGAUGUCAAGAGAUAUCUACAGCACAGACUACUACAGAGUUGGCGGGCGCACCAUGCUGCCCAUUCGCUGGAUGCCUCCGGAGAGCAUCAUGUACAGGAAGUUCACCACGGAAAGUGACAUCUGGAGCUUUGGAGUGGUCCUAUGGGAAAUCUUCACCUAUGGAAAACAGCCAUGGUAUCAGCUCUCCAACAGCGAGGCGAUCGAAUGCAUCACCCAGGGCCGGGAGCUGGAGAGACCACGCACGUGUCCGAAGGAGGUGCACCAGCUGAUGCAGGGCUGCUGGCAGAGAGAGCCCCAGCAGCGGCUGGUCAUCAAGGACAUCUAUAGCCGCUUGGUGGCCCUUGUCAAAAACCCCCCUGUCUACCUGGACAUCCUGGAGUAG